GCAAAAGUGGGGUCGGGAGGUGAAAAGAAAACAUUUCGAGGACUUCAACGGAAAUUCAAGCAAUAGCGGGGACCACAAAACAAACAAACUUUCCCGUUUCCCGCCGGCAUUGUCCGAUCAACAAGCCAGCAUAGUUAGUAAUUCCGAAACCGAAAAUCAGAACAAUUAAAACCUGUUUGGAUGGACUUAAACUUUUGUUAUCUUUACCCGAAUUAAAAGUAUUAAAAGCACCUACAAUAAGCCAAUCCAAACAGGGUCUUACAAAAUUCUGAAGAUGGAAGACAAUCAAUUGACAGUGUUCAUGGAAUCAGGCAUUUUUCAGCUUAACUCAAACGCCUUCUUCAUCGACCCGGUUCGAAUACUGAACCGUUCUUACACCCGGUUUAGGGUUUCACCUUCUACAUACUACUCUCGGUUCUUCGAUUCCUCGAACUCAACAGAAUCUAUAAAAGCUUCGGAAGAUUCUAGAAAACGAAAACGUAAACAGAAGAAAAAGCCUCAGUCUCUCAAUGAACGCGAACAAAUCGCCGAUCAACGUCAUCAGGAGGUGAAGCCGUUGUUGUUGAAAGCGCACGAAGCUUUGCUUGAAGCUACUGAUCUUUUGAAAGAUUUGAGAAAUUUGAGGAAUGAUGGAUGUGCUGCGGGGGGAUGUAAGGAGUUGUCGCAGGAAAGUAGUGAGCUAUCCUUUCUGGAGCUCGGAAGUGUUUGGCAAGCUCCGUUGUAUGAGAUUGUUCUCAAUUGCCAUCAAGAUGAUAAAACUUCCCAAGAUGGAGGUUCAACACUUGUUCGGAGUAUUGAGCAAAGAGUCACUCCUGCAUUUAAUAAUCUAAUUGCCAAUGAGGAAAGCUGUGAUAUAGAGGCUGAGCUUUUCAAUCACAAGUAUAUAAUUCCCAAAAGGAGCUGUUUCUAUAUGUCUGAUUUGAGGCAGAUUGACAAUUUAAUCCCAGCUGAUUCUGAUUGUGGCUUCAAUCUCAUAGUUCUAGACCCCCCUUGGGAAAAUGGCAGCGCUCAUCAGAAACUGAGGUACCCAACUUUGCCUAAUCGAUACUUCUUAUCUCUCCCUGUCAAGCAACUUUGUCAUACCUCUGGAGCACUUGUUGCAUUGUGGGUUACCAACAGGGAGAAGUUGCGAGGUUUUGUGCAGAAUCAGUUAUUUCCCAAAUGGGGAGUAAAAUAUGCAGCUAGCUUUUACUGGUUGAAGGUUAAGGCUAAUGGGAUGAUGACUGGUGAAUUGGACCUCUUUCAUCACCGACCAUAUGAAUGUCUUCUCCUAGGUUACUGUAAUGGAAAGGAUACGCAUUCUGGUAAUUUAACAAAAUUGAAUCCCAUACCGGAUAAUCGAGUGUUCAUUAGUGUUCCCAGUGAUUAUUCAAGGAAACCACCCAUUGGAGAGCUGCUGCUAGAUUAUUUGCCGGGGUCUAGGCCUGCUCGCUGCAUUGAACUGUUCGCUAGAGAAAUGAUAACUGGCUGGACUUCUUGGGGGAAUGAACCUCUUCAUUUUCAGGAUUUGAGAUAUUUUGUUAGUAAGACAACUGAAAAAUAACGGAUUCUGGUAGAAACACCUCUUACUGGGAAGUUUCAGUCCAACGACAUGGCAUCCUGACGAUUUCUCUUUGGUCAUGAACCAUGCCAUGGACCAACGCAUUCAGGGGGUUCUGCCAUUGUGAUUGCUCGCAGGCAGAGAGUUAUAGACUUUGAUGAAGUUCCUGGGUGUCUUGCAAUAUCAUCUGACCUUGAGGUCUGGUUGCAACAACUAUGAUAAAACACUAGGAAAGGGGGAUGACAUGCAUUAUGUGUUCAUAACGAAUGGCUGUCUGCCAUAAAAGUCCAACUCAUGCUCUCUAUGGAGUACAUAUAUUCAAGUCGACAACUUUGGGGCCUUACGACAAAGUUUAUAUAUCAUAUUCAAUUCAAUGUGAUUGUUAAUGACUUGAACCAUCUGCUGGGAAGGCUUUGUCUCACUAUUUCUUAGCCAGCCAACAACAUUCACCACAGUAUUUUGCACUAGCAACUCAAAUUCUCUGUGAAAGCAAUAUUUUGAAGCUUUGCAUUUUACAGAUACCUCUGUUCAGUGCUGAACUAAUUUCCUCGAACGCUCUCUUUUGAAACUAAACGUCAGUUGUGUAUAAACAUCUAUCCUUCAUUGGAGGUUGCCAGGGCAAUGAACAGGACAAAGAUACUUAUUUCCA
Lycium ferocissimum is the source of this 2189-nucleotide messenger RNA. RefSeq names its product methyltransferase-like protein 2. The record is from RefSeq and is a predicted model, not a curated record. The transcript is spliced from 12 exons. Bases 275 to 1543 code for a protein of 422 amino acids. Gene Ontology annotation, cellular component: nucleus; RNA N6-methyladenosine methyltransferase complex. NCBI's taxonomy places the organism in Eukaryota, Viridiplantae, Streptophyta, Magnoliopsida, Solanales, Solanaceae. Gene Ontology annotation, molecular function: nucleic acid binding; methyltransferase activity.